Molecule: messenger RNA, 2301 nt
Organism: Fibroporia radiculosa
Lineage: Eukaryota; Fungi; Basidiomycota; Agaricomycetes; Polyporales; Fibroporiaceae
Exons: 12
Coding region: 1-2301 (766 amino acids)
Source: RefSeq, a predicted model, not a curated record
AUGACGGUCGAGCCCGGAUCUAGUGCAACGGGGCAAAAUGGUGCAUCGACAUCCGACACACCACGAAAAAAUCCUCACACCAUAGCGACGCUCCCAGAAAUCCUCUCAUGUCUGAGCUUUCUCCAAUCUGAAGAGGCCGAGGUAUCCUCGUCUCUCACAGAAAUACUUUCCGCGCGCGAGCCCAUAGUAGACUCGCUCUCUCGUCUGCAGGGGCUCAUGCCAAAACUAGACGAACUGCAAUUGGAUGCGCACCAAUUUGACAGGACCGUGUCGGUUACAGCCAAAACUGCAGACCACGUAGGCGGGCGAGUGCGAUCGCUAGACGAGGAGAUGCGCAGGGUGAGAGAGGCAGCAGAACGAGUGGGGCAGGUAAUGGAACUCAAGUCAUCACUCGCAGAGCUACAGUCAUCGAUGGAGAGCAAAGACUGGGAAUCUGCUACACGACACUGUGCACGGGCCAUGGCCCUUCCAGCGGAGGUCGUCGCCGGCGCAUUCGCAGAGAUGGCAGUUCCUACUUCAGAGAGCCACCUUCCUCCAGCACAGACGCUACAAGCUGCACGUGAAGAGCUACUGGCGAUCUUUCGUCAAGAAUUCGACCGUGCGUCACAGUCGAGAGACGCCGCUGCGACAAGUCGCUUCUUUAAGCUCUUCCCGGCCAUUGGGUGGGAGGUAGAGGGUUUACAGGCGUACGCCGCAUUCGUCGUCGAUCUCGUGAAAGUGCGAGCGCCCGCAUCCGCAAAGACUUCCUCGCCGCUGUACUAUGUUACGGCCCUCACGGCACUUUUUGAGAGUAUUGCAAUGAUAGUCGACCAGCAUCAACCAAUUGUGGACAAGUAUUAUGGACCGGGAAAGAUGACGCCUGUUCUGGAACGUCUACUGCUUGAGUCUGAUCGUGUCGUGAAAGAUCUGCUCGAGGGCUGGGAGGAGGAGCGUGCUAUGAAGCGCAAGAUCUCGGACACGGCGAGCCACCCGCCAAGCGGUGCAGGUCCUGCAGCAAUACGCAGACAAACUGUGGGUGAGGAAGAAGACCCGGUGGAUCCGCGUGACAUUGACCGAGUGCUAACCGAGGCCGCUGGCAUGGGUGGGAGAUGGAGCCUCUUCCGUAGAUUCAUGUACGACCGACUAAAGGAAGAGUUCUCUGAUAGCGAGGACGACGAAGAGGAUCGCCCGCCCGCAUCUCCACGGCCGAAACCGGAAAGAAACCAGAAGGUAGACGAGGACGCUGGUACACUUCCGGGUGGUAUUCAAGCCGUCGAAUCGUGCGCGUCACGACAGCUCAUGGAAGACAUGCUCACAAACUAUUACGUGCCACUCGAGACGUGGUACACCCGGACUAUCAUUGACAAGGCUCAUCGAUUGUCAAAUUCGGAUAUGUUCCAAUCACCAGCAAUGACGACCACGCCAGAUGACGUAUUCUAUAUGUUGAAGGUAGUCUUGUCUCGAUUGCUAUCGUGUGGUUCGAUGGCGGCGGUGAAAACGACUGCCGAGCAGCUCCGGGAGGUGCUAGAUAAGGAAUACACAAGUGUGAUCAGGAGAAAAAUGGACGACGUGUACCGCACAGCUGGGGUUGGCGGCGGCUCAAGGGGAGAGAAGGUGGAGCGAGAGAACCGCCAGGCAUUUAUUAUCCUCUUAAAUGACCUGGAUAUAUCUUCGUCGCAUAUGGAGCGAUUGGUUAAGGAAAUUGCUGCUUCUACAUUGGUAGCGCAAUACUUCUUGGAUACAGAGCAGGAGACAGUCAAGUCCAGCGUGCUCUCCUUCAACAGUCUAGUGCCCAAAUUCCGAUCUGCUCUCAGGGCUGGGGUAGAGCAAUUGUUUAACCAGCUCAUGCGACCAAAGUUGCGCACAUUCAUUCAAGAUGUAUACAAGGAUGUAUCAUACAUUCUCGACGAGGACAGUUACGCUACCGCUGAGUACAAUGACGCCGUGCGGAAGCGUUUCAUCAAGGCAUGGGAGGCACUCGUCGAGGGAUACAAGGAGAUAUUUACAGAAAACAACUUCCGCCUGUUCUUCGGUCUUGCUCUUGACGUCCUGAUUCGACCAUGGGAACGCUUCGUUGUAACACUGAAAUAUAACGAGCUCGGCGCGGUGCGCUUCGACCACGACUUGCGUUCGAUCACAUCAUACCUCUCAUCACAGACCGCAUUCGGCGACGUGCGCGGGAAGUUUGUCCGCAUACAACAGAUAUCCAUCUUGCUGAACCUGGAUUCGGAGGAGGAUGUCGAUGAGUUUUACAACGGUUCAGGGAUUACAUGGCAGUUGAAUGAGCAGGAGGCGCGCGCAAUUGCUGGGUUGAGAACAUGA